Uloborus diversus is the source of this 3877-nucleotide messenger RNA. It is a transcript of the gene SMC1, whose product is annotated as structural maintenance of chromosomes protein 1A-like. Gene Ontology annotation, cellular component: chromosome; cohesin complex; nucleus. Lineage: Eukaryota; Metazoa; Arthropoda; Arachnida; Araneae; Uloboridae. Bases 87 to 3776 code for a protein of 1229 amino acids. The record is from RefSeq and is a predicted model, not a curated record. Gene Ontology annotation, molecular function: ATP hydrolysis activity; ATP binding; protein binding. The transcript is spliced from 27 exons. Gene Ontology annotation, biological process: sister chromatid cohesion.
GCGUAAAUGUGUUUAUGUCCUGUGAUUUUUAACAUGUUGUUCUUAAAGGUUAUGAACUGUUAAAUCAUUGUAUAUUUUGUUCCAAAAUGGGUUUUCUAAAGUGUAUUGAAGUUGAGAAUUUCAAAUCAUAUCGUGGAAAGCAAGAAAUUGGAGUUUUAAAACCGUUUACUGCAAUAAUCGGACCCAAUGGCUCAGGAAAAUCAAAUUUUAUGGAUGCCAUCAGUUUUGUUCUGGGCGAAAAAACAUCUUGUCUUCGAGUGAAAAAAUUGAGUGAACUUAUUCAUGGGGCUCCAAUUGGGGCCCCUGUUUCAAACAGGGCACAUGUGACAGCCAUUUAUUGUAACAAUGAUAAAAGUGAGACACAUUUCACUCGUCUUGUUAUUGGAUCUUCGUCUGAAUAUAGAAUUGAUGGAAAGUCUGUCGGCCACCAAGAUUACACUGCAAGAUUGGAAGGCCUUGGAAUCAAUGUAAAAGCAAAGAAUUUUCUUGUUUUCCAAGGAGCUGUAGAAUCGAUUGCUAUGAAAAGUCCGAAAGAAAGAACAGCUUUAUUUGAAGAAAUUUCACAUUCUAUUGAGCAUAAAGAAGAAUAUGACCGUUUGAAAACUGAGAUGAUGAAGGCAGAAGAAGAUACACAGUUUACAUACCAGAAGAAGAAAGGAAUAGCGGCUGAAAAAAAAGAAGCUAGACUUGAAAAAGAAGAAGCUGAAAAAUACCAACGGUUGAAGGAAGAUUUGGCUUCUAAACAAGUUCUCUACUAUUUAUUUAAACUUUACCACAAUGAAGAAGACAUAAAAAAUUUAGGUGAUGAACUUUCAGAUAAAAAUAAAGAGUUAGAAAAAGCUUCUCGCAAAAGAGAAAAAAUUGAGGAAGAAAUUAAAGAAAAGAAAAAAGAACAUGGAAAGCUCCAAAGAGAGUUCUCAAAAAUUGAGCAGCAAAUUAGAGAAGCAGAAGUGGAACUAAAUAAGAAGAAACCAACCUAUAUUAAAGCAAAAGAAAGGACAGCUCAUAUGCAAAAGAAAUUAGAAACAGCAAAAAAAUCUCUGAAAGCUGCAAGAAAAGUCCAUGAAUCACAUGAAGGUGAAAUAAAGACCUUGGAGGCAGAGCUUGCAGACGUUGUUAAAGCUCAAGAAGAGUUUGAACGAGAGUUACAGAAAGAAUCUCAGUCUGAAGGACGAGAUAUCACUCUUCAAAAUUCUCAAGUCGAAGAAUAUAACCGACUCAAGGAAGAAGCUGGAAAACUUUCUUCGAUUUACUUGCAAAAAUUAGAUUCAAUAAAUAGGGAGCAAAAAUCUGAUCAAGAUCGAUGCGACAAUGAAAUUCGAAAGAAGGCUGAAGUUGAAUCUAAAAUUAAACAGAAACGAUCUGAAUUGGAAGAAAAUACUAGAAGGCUUGAAAAACUUGCUGAAUAUAUCAAGACGAGUGAAUCAGGCUUAUCUGAUUUACGUUCUCAAGAGAAAGAGAUUGGCAAGGAAGUACAAGAAGCAAAAAAGAGAGUUGCAGAUAUUAAUGAAGAAUUAGAAUCCAUUUUAAAUGAGCUUGGAGAUGCUAAAGUUGACAAGCAUGAAGAUUCAAGGCGCCGGAAAAAGGCAGAGAUUGUAGACCACUUUAAAAGGCUUUUUCCUGGCGUCUAUGAUAGAUUGGUCAAUAUGUGCCAACCCAUUCACAAGCGUUAUAAUGUUGCAAUCACCAAAGUGUUGGGGAAGAAUAUGGAGGCUAUUGUAGUAGACACUGAGCGUACAGGCAGGUCCUGCAUCCAGUAUUUGAAAGAACAAAUGUUAGAGGCUGAGACUUUCCUUCCUUUAGAUUACAUUGAUGCAAAGCCCUUGAAGGAACGACUUAGAAAUAUUCACCAGCCAAAAAAUGUCAAACUGUUAUAUGAUGUACUGCAAUAUGAUCCACCUGCAAUCAAAAGAGCUGUGCUAUAUGCAACCAAUAAUGCUCUAGUAUGUGAAACUGCAGAAGAUGCCAAUAAAGUAGCAUAUGAACUCGGUGAUAAUAAAAGAUAUGAUGCUGUGGCACUUGAUGGUACUUACUACCAGAAGAAUGGUUUUAUUUCUGGUGGGAGCACGGAUUUGGCCAAAAGAGCCAGACGCUGGGAUGAAAAAGCUCUACACAAUUUGAAGUAUCGGAAAGAAAAGCUUACUGAAGAACUGAAAGAAAUGAUGAAGAAAACAAGAAAAGAAUCUGAUUUAACUACCAUUCAAUCUCAAAUAAGAGGCUUAGAGACUCGUUUGAAAUAUUCCAUAACUGAUAAGGAAAAUACAGAAAAACGUGUAAUUGCUGGAUUAGAAAAAGAAAUUGCUGCUUUAGAGAGAGAGCUGAAUACUUUUGAGCCAAAAAUAAAUGACUUGGAAGACCGAAUGAAAGAACGCGAGGGGAAAAUUCAAGAAGUUAAAGAAUCUAUGAAUACUGUUGAAGACAGAGUGUUUGCAGAUUUUUGUAAAUCUAUAGGAGUAGAAAAUAUCAGGCAAUAUGAAGAGCGAGAAUUACGUGCAUCUCAAGAAAGGGAGAAAAAACGACUGGAGUUUGAAAAUCAAAAAAAUCGUAUCACGAAUAGACUUGAAUAUGAAAAGUCUAAAGAUACCUCUGAGAAUGUUAAAAAAUGGACCAAAACAGUUGAUGAUGAUGAAAAAGAACUUGAAAAACUAAAGAAAGCAGAAACAACACAAAUGCAGUUAAUUGAUGAAGACAUGCAAAACUUGGAAAAGUUGAAAAAUACAAAAAUUUCAAAGAAGGCUGAAGUUGAUAAAAUUGAUGAAUCUACUGCUGAGAUUCGUAAAAGGUUAGCAACUGCUCAAAAAGAUAUUACCAGUGUGCAAAAACAAGUUACUUCUUUAGAAACAAAACUUGAGCAAAAGAAAGCUGACAGGCAUAGCUUAUUUCAGACUUGUAAGUUAGAAGAUAUAAAAAUUCCAAUGAAGAAAGGAUCAAUGGAUGAUAUUGAUCAUGCGGCCUCUAGCCAGCAAGAUGAUGUAGAUCUUGAAACAUCAGGCAACCAAAGCACUCAACGAAUUUAUGAAAAGGAAGCCAAAAUAGUCUUAGACUACUCUGAUUUGGAGGAGGAUCUUAAAGAGCUGGAUACUAAUGAUGAAAUAAAGAAAGAAGGAGAUCGUUUAAAUAAAGAAGUUAAUGAUAUGCUUUCUCUUUUGAAAAGAAUUCAAGCUCCAAAUAUGAAAGCUAUGGAAAAGCUUGAUGGAGUAAAAGAGAGGUUAAAAGAAACUGAUACUGAAUUUGAAAAUGCCAGAAGAAGGGCUAAAAAAUCAAAACAGACAUUUGAGAAAGUUAAACGAGAGAGAUAUGAUAAAUUCAUGAAAUGUUUUGAUCAUGUCUCUAACAGAAUCGAUGAAAUUUAUAAAGCUUUAACCAACAACCAAAGCGCACAAGCAUUUCUCGGUCCUGAAAAUCCUGAAGAACCAUAUCUGGAAGGCCUUAAUUAUAAUUGUGUCGCUCCAGGAAAGAGGUUUCAACCUAUGAGUAAUCUUUCUGGUGGAGAAAAAACUGUUGCUGCUCUUGCUCUCCUUUUCUCAGUACAUAGUUAUCAACCUGCUCCAUUUUUUGUCCUGGAUGAAAUUGAUGCUGCUUUAGAUAACACAAAUAUUGGAAAGGUCGCUCGAUUUAUCCGGGAACAGACAGAAACAUCUUUUCAGUGUAUUGUCAUUUCACUCAAAGAAGAAUUUUAUGGACAUGCUGAUUCAUUAGUCGGUAUCGUUCCAGAUCCGGGAGAGUGUACAAUAAGCCGAGUUUUGACGUGGGAUCUGACGCAGUAUGAAGAGUGAAAAUAAUUCUCAUCAAUAAAGUAUUUUCAUCAUUGUCAAAAAACAGAUUAUAUAUAUAUUACACACACACGUUUAUAUUGUGUGUAACAUUCAUUGUACAU